Molecule: messenger RNA, 3183 nt
Organism: Drosophila kikkawai
Lineage: Eukaryota; Metazoa; Arthropoda; Insecta; Diptera; Drosophilidae
Product: PHD finger protein 14
Biological process (GO): regulation of transcription by RNA polymerase II
Source: RefSeq, a predicted model, not a curated record
UUCGCCAAUCUGGUCACAUUAAUUGAAAAAAAAGAAAUUGAAAAGAAAAUUGGGAAAAAGUUCAAUUAUCCUGCUCUCUGAUGGCGCCCUUUAAAAGAGUGCGCCAGCCGAAAGUCACCACACAGGCUUUGCUGGACUUCGACCUGGGCGAAAGCUCAUCAGACAGCGAUUUCCUGCCUGACAUUGAUAACUGCUCCGAUGGCUCAAAGGACGAGAGCGACGGAGACGGCAGCAGCGACGCAAGCAGCGGAUCGGGCUCUGACGAGGACUCGGAUGCUGAGAGCGAGGACUCGACGCUGCAGCUUCGCCAGCUGCUGGCUGAAAGCGAAGCUGCGGGCACAGCGGCGCCUCCCCACGAAAAUGGCAUCAAUGGGAUCGACCAUACUGCGGUCGGAACCAUUCGGGCCCCACUGCAGCUAUCCAGUGCGCCCGCGAAGCGGAUGUGCUGCGUUUGCCUAGGCGAACGCAGCGACGACGUCAACGAGAUCGUCGAGUGUGACUCCUGUGGCGUAUCGGUGCACGAGGGCUGCUACGGCGUCAGCGAUAAUGUGAGCAUCUCCAGCACCAACUCCACCUGCUCCACGGAGCCGUGGUUUUGUGAGGCCUGCCGCGCUGGAGUAUCGGAGCCCGACUGCGAGUUGUGCCCCAAUAAAGGCGGUAUCUACAAGGAGACGGACGUCGGAAAGUGGGUGCACCUCAUCUGCGCCCUGUACGUACCUGGAGUGGCCUUUGGCGAGGUGGAGCAAUUGUCCUCGGUUACACUUUUCGAGAUGCAAUAUAGUAAGUGGGGCGCCAAGGUGUGCUCCCUAUGCGACAAUGCGCUUUUCGCCCGCUCCGGCGUCUGCAUCGGCUGUGAUGCUGGCAUGUGCAAGACGUACUUCCACGUGACCUGUGCACAGGUCGCCGGCUUCCUCAUUGAGGCGCAUCACGAGGACGAUGCAGCCGAUCCGUUUUACGCCCAUUGUAAGGUGCACUCUGAAAAGGAGAUGAUCAAGAAGCGGCGCCGAAAUUACCACACCCUCCGUCUUAACAUGUUGCAGCGAGCCAGGGAAAAGGAGGCGAAGACAACUGGACCCAACGAGGAACCCGAUCCAAAUCCAGCCCAGGCGAGAAUUCAGCGCAAGCUACUUAAAAUCCAGCACAAAUACGCUCGGCACAAGGAGCUCAAGCCCAUUCCGUGGGUACCCACACAGAAGAUGUCGCGCUUGCUAACCACCUCCGCUUCGGCCUGCCGCCGCCUGUUGGCCAAGGCGGAGGUCAUGUCGGUGGAUGUGCAGCAUCUGGAGCAGCGCGAGGCGCACAUCAACGCUCUGACCGACAUCCGGAAGAAGUGGCACAUUGCGCCGGCCUUUAGCGUAGAGUUCACCGCCUACUACAUGGAUCGCAUAGUGCGUAUGGAGGACUUCCGAGAGCAGCAGCGCCAGCUCAUCUCGCACAACGCCAUCCUGUCCAAGGAUCAGGAUGUAUUAAGAGCUCAGUAUGACAGUGCUUUGGAAGAGCGCAAGGCUGUCAAGUCCACAAAAGAUACUCUAUUGGCCAGCAUUAAGUCUCUGCACACUGCUCUGGCACAAAUAAUACCCAACAUUGGUCUUCCCACCGUGGAGAUGAUAGCACAUCCGCUGCCAGAGUCACAUCCGGCCAAGACGAGCACACCCACUCCACCCCAGCGGCCCAUCUCUGUGCCGACGGCAGCUGCUCUCAAGAUGGGCGUGGGGUUUCCGCUUGGGCAUCUAGGCCCGCCAGGCAGCAAGCUGGACGCGUCCCGCAUGCUCAGCACCCAUGCUAAUAAGCACGGCAAGCAGGGAACUGGAAGCGUGGACGCCGCCCAUUCAACGGCCUGCGGGAUUUGUAAGCGAAGCAAGGAUCAGCAUUUGCUGGUCAAGUGCGACACCUGUAACCUGCACUAUCAUCUGGGCUGCCUGAACCCGCCGCUAACGCGUCCCCCGAAGAAGUCCAAGCAAUAUGGCUGGCAGUGCUCCGAGUGCUGCGACAAAUCGGACGGUUCUGAUGUUGUUACUGAAAUCUCGACCGGGCCAAGGAAAUCGCGUACGCGCUUCAACAAAGACGGCCACUUGGUGUAUGUAGAUCGGUAUUCCCUGGACGAUGUGCCGUUGCCUCUGGCCACCGCUCCACUGACAACUUCAAAGGAGGCAGCAGUGGCCAAGCGGCCGCUAAACAAAUCAUUGCCGCCGGCAACUACUUCCGAGACGGUCAUUGAGGACCUGGCCAAGUCACCGAAGCGUCCCAGAAUCCAAUCGCCCCGUAAAACACCCAUUAAUGUUCCCGCUGCUAAUGCCACGGCAGAUACUGCUGCUCCUGCACCUAUUGUAGCGCCCAUAAACCUUUCUGGCUGUGAGGACUCCAUUGACGACUCCAGCGGCAAGCUGUCCCGGAAGGGCAAGCGCAAGGACAAGCACAAGAAUAAGCAUAAUCUGUCGUCGGAUACCGAGAAGUCCAUGGGCAAGGAGCACAAGCGGAAGCGGAAAAAGCGUGCCCACCUCGACGAAUCGUCGUCUCACCUGGACAUUGCGGCCAACUCCUCGGGCAGCACAAUCAAGAUCAUCUUCAAGGCCCUCCGACUGCCCGGCGAGGAUGCGCCCGAGUCGCAGUACUUCUACGUGCCGGCCAAUGCGGUCCGAUCCGUGGACGAGGCUUCGCGUCCCACCUCCGUGGAAACGGUCGAGGAUAGUGUCCAGGGUGCGGAACAGGCUCUGACGCCGGUGGUGCUGCCGCCUAAGGUGCGGGAGCCCAAGGAGGCUGUCAUACCCAUCACUCCAUCACCAUCGCCCAAGCGCAAGGUUAGUCCGCGAAAGCAGAGCCCCCGAAAGCCACGUGUGGGUCGGCCAAGGGCGUCCAACACCAAACCGAAUGUGGAGAUUAACUGCUGCGUCUGCAGCCAGACGGGCAAGUCCAAUCAGGUGGUAACCUGCGACGAAUGCCAUAGGCACUACCACUUUGCCUGCCUCGAACCGCCGCUGAAGAAGUCGCCCAAGAUACGUGGCUACUCCUGGCACUGUGCCGACUGCGAUCCCACUGACGAGGAUGCACUGCCCAAGAAAAAGUAACUAAGAAUAUUUAUUAACUAUCUUUAGUUUUUUUAAGCCCGGACACAAAAUAUCUAAUAUAGUUUGCGAUAUUUGCAAAAAAUUUCGAAUUAUACAUAAUGCCAAGAUAAUUUAUACA